This is a messenger RNA of Entelurus aequoreus (snake pipefish), 7935 nucleotides long. RefSeq names its product band 4.1-like protein 1. Gene Ontology annotation, cellular component: plasma membrane; cytoskeleton. Lineage: Eukaryota; Metazoa; Chordata; Actinopteri; Syngnathiformes; Syngnathidae. Gene Ontology annotation, biological process: cortical actin cytoskeleton organization. The record is from RefSeq and is a predicted model, not a curated record. The transcript has 27 exons. The coding region runs from base 691 to 4626 and encodes 1311 amino acids. Gene Ontology annotation, molecular function: actin binding; structural molecule activity.
AAGUAACAAUAUGUUUAAAAUCAAUCCAAAACGUGCAAUUUUGUGAAAAUAAGAGAACUGAUAAAUAUCGAUCUAGUAUCGACUAAUAUCAAUACCCCCCCUCGGUCUCGACGCCGGUCGCUAUUUGUAUCGACCCGCCCACCCUCGACGUGAGACUCAGUGACGCAAUGAAGGCGAAAGUGCUGACGACAUAGCGCGAAAUUAAACAGCAGCCCUUUUGAUGUAGUUUGGGAAUAUUUUCCAAUAAAAAAAGAGGGCCAACUUACGUAAAAUGUGACGGCUGAGUAAAAAAAAAAUUAGAAAAAUUAAAAAUAUCGAUGUGAAAACGGGAGGGACGACGGCAGCUCGUUUGAAUGAAAAUCGUCCCUCCCUCUUUUUCUCUCCUCCUCCGCUCCCUCUCUCAUGUGAACCGGCAAAACACACACACACUUUCUGUCAUACCGGGGGAAUAAAGGCGGAGGAUUGACUCAAACACCGACGCUGCCCUCCUGGAUGUCUCAUCUAACACGCUUUGGGCGAGCUACAUCAUUCGUGUGCGCGGGGAAAGACGCAGCCCGCCUGCGGAAGUGGAUACUUCAUCACAACAUCCGGUUUCGGUUGCUGUCUUUGCUCAAGUGACAGAGGAGUGUGCCCAGUGAGUGUCACCGAAAGGCCAGGAGUCCUCACGGACAACAGGGGGCAGUGGCAGACAUGCAGGGAUCGGCCUUGGAUGGCAAAAUGGCCAAACAGGAGCAGCAUUCCCAGCUUCCGGAUGAACUCAAAGAAAGCGAUGACACAUCAGAGAAGACGUCCCCAAACAAGAACCUCAAAUCACCACAGAAAAGCUCCAAGCGGCUUAAAACAACACCAUUUAAAAUAGCACUGCUGGAUUCGACGGAUUUCGACGGAGAAAUGGAAAAACACUCAAAAGGACAAAUGCUGAUGGACAUGGUGUGUGAGCACCUCAACCUGCUGGAGAAGGACUACUAUGGCCUCACCUUCGCGGACACUGACACCCAAAAGAACUGGUUGGACCCCUCCAAGGAAAUCAAGAAACAGAUGCGCAACUGUCCGUGGCACUUUGCCUUUGCUGUCAAGUUCUACCCUCCGGACCCCUCUCAACUCACCGAGGAUAUCACCAGAUACUACCUAUGUCUGCAGCUGAGGGAGGACAUGCUGUCAGGUCGACUGCCGUGCUCGUUCGUCACCCACGCCCUACUGGGUUCCUAUACCGUUCAGGCGGAGCUCGGCGACCACGAUCAGGACGAGCACGGCUCGGACUACGUCAGCGAUUUACGUUUUGCACCCAAUCAGACUCGCGAGCUGGAGGAGAGAGUGAUGGAGCUCCAUCGAAACUACAAGGGUAUGACUCCAGCAGAGGCUGAAAUUAACUUCUUGGAGAAUGCAAAGAAACUGUCCAUGUAUGGGGUGGACCUGCACCACGCUAAGGAUUCGGAAGGGAUCGACAUAAUGCUGGGCGUCUGUGCCAACGGCCUGCUCGUAUACCGUGAUAGGCUGAGGAUCAACCGCUUUGCUUGGCCCAAAAUCCUUAAGAUCUCCUAUAAGAGGAGCAACUUUUACAUCAAGAUACGGCCUGGCGAGUAUGAGCAGUUUGAGAGCACUAUUGGUUUUAAGCUUCCCCACCACAGAGCUGCCAAAAGGCUGUGGAAAGUCUGCAUUGAGCAUCACACCUUCUUCCGGUUGGUUUCUCCAGAGCCGCCUCCUAAGGGCUUCUUGGUGAUGGGCUCAAAGUUCCGAUACAGUGGACGAACACAGGCUCAAACCAGACAAGCCAGCGCUCUUAUAGACAGGCCUGCUCCGCGCUUUGAACGGUCCAGCAGCAAAAGAUACCUGCUCUCCAGGAGUUUGGAUGGAGCCGAGUUCUCCCGGCCGGUGUCAGCCAUGUGCGGGAAUCACGACGGCGUCUUCCAUCACAGCAUGAGUGAACAGCCUCAUCUCCGCAGCCCAUCUGUGGAUGAGCAGGAGACUGAGCUGGAGCCCAGUUUGGAACAAGACGAGGAGGAUUUGGACCAAGAGCUGAGUCAGGACACGGAAAGAGAUGAAAACCAGGAUGGAAAUGUCACUCCAAGCAAGAAGAAAGAAAUUAUGGACGAGGCUGGAUCACCAGUUGACAGUAAACAGGAGCUGUGUCAGUUGGAGGAGGACACCACUUCCCAGCCAAAACAGGAGUUUCUGGAUAAGUCAAAGGAUGUCUUACUAAAGCACCAGGCCAGUAUCAAUGAGCUGAAGCGAGCCCUGAGGGAGCCCAACAGCAAGCUGAUGAGCCGUGAGAAGCGUCUGUCAGCAAGCUCGCCACCCGGCACACCAGAUAAAAAAGCUUUGGGGGGCCGAGCGGCGGAAACAGACUCCAUUAACAGCCUGUCUGUAGAGGGGUUCAUCCAGAAGAAUCUGGCGACUUCACCUGAGGGUUCUGAGGAGUGGGUAUUGAUUGAAAAACAAGACAGUUGUCAUCAAGAACAUGACUGGAAAGUGAAAGAAAAUAACUCUCCUCCAUCUGAUUCCUCCUGGGAGAAUAAACAACAGGAAAAAGUGAUACACAAUGCCAAAAUGAUGCAUAUUGAGGUGACAGGGUCUGACAGAAAAGAAACGAAAAGCCACAUUGAUGAAUGUCCAUCAACAAAAUCUGCCAAAGAGGUAGCUCUGCGCUCUGAGCAGCGGCCCACUAACAGAGGUCGUUUUGAGAUUCAAUUAUUGGCAAAUGCAGUGUUGUCUGAAGACAAAUCUCCAAACAAACCAUCUGAAGCCUUAAGCGCUGCACCGGGCUCACAUCAGAUGAAGGAAUACAUGGCUUCAAGACCGAGAAAAAAGAGGAGACCACAGAGUUUAAAUCUGGGAGUGCCUCCAGAGCUUGCCUCCGGGAAAGGAGGAAGCGAUUCUUCUGCAGACGAAGACGAGGAGUCAGACAGUAAAUCUGAAGCAGGAUAUUAUUGUCAACCAGCAGCGGAAGAGUUGAUGAGACUUGAUCGAGAACCAGAAAAGAGUGAGGCUGUCAGUGCCUAUGAAGACAUCACAGAGAACAUAGAGGAAGUAGAAAGUCAGGAUAAUUGCAAUCAAGAUGCAGAACAAAGUAAGGUAAGGCUAGCAGAAAUAAACGGACCUGGAAAAGUAGAUCAUGGUAGCUCAUUUUCAGGUACUAAAAGUGAGGGUGUAAUUAAGAUAAGGGGAAAGGGCUUCAUUGACAAUAAAGAGCUAGCAGAGGUCAAAUUACGACAGGUCAAAACUCAUGAGAGAAAGAUAAGUAACUCUGGAGCAGAGGAUAUUGAAGGUUUUCUGGGAGAUAGACGUCAAAGGACGUCUCUCCACCGGUUGUCAGGCAGCCAUCAGUCAGAAAUCACCAGGAUUGUUCCUCUCAAGCCAGAGCGGUCAAAGAGCAUCGCGUGUAAGGAUGACCAAGACAAGACCGGACAGGCUGAGCAAGCAAGGACUACAAGAAGAGAAUACCGCUGGUCGGUUGGCUCUCCAGAGGGCUCCUCAGACCUCAACUGGACUGACGUAUCUACCCUCCAUUCAGCAUUUGAAGUCGAUAUGGAGAGUAUCACUAAACAAGAGCAUUCUGAUGAUAGCUAUCAGUCCUGGAAAGAGUCCUCAGAAAGUCAGAUGUUUGCCUCGAAAAACUCAUCGCUUUCCAAAACGAUUCCUCCAGCACCACCAGUGAAAACCCAAAAGGCUCGAGAAUCAGGGCUGAUCCUACGAAACAGCCGAAAUCCAGUCAGAGAGCCGAGCCUGGACCAAGCCAAGAAGAGACAUUCGGAGCCCGUCCCUGCUCCCUUUGUUUAUGAUGAGCCAUUCGCUAAUUUCAAGAAGGAGCUGAGUGACAGCAGGCUGCAGGCAGCUGUAGCCAGUGAAGAGGAACAGCAGCAAGACAGCAUGGGCUGCAUAAGGCAACCUCAUUUGGGAAUUGAACGCAAGUGCUCCAGCAUGACAGUCAGCUCCACAUCGAGCCUAGAGGCCGAGGUCGACUUCACCGUCAUCACGGAUCUCCACCCCUGCAUUGAGGACAUGGCGAAAGGCGUGUCCGAUUCAGGAGAGGAGCGACAGCCCGAAGUCGGACGGGAGGACUUUGAGGAAACGUCCCAGUUCUAUUCAGCAUAUCUCAUGGGUUCAAGGGACAAAUCUCCCUUAGAGGAUAAACUUCCUGAAGAGGGACUUUAUCAUGAGCCACCCGUCGCAAAGAGAGACGCCGGUGCUGCGAGUAUGGCCCAGAUGCUGAAAAGGGCCGACUCCAAGACAGAGUCCCAUACUAAUGGUUCAGAGGCUCAGAUGAGCGUCUCACCACAGAGGCUCUCCUUCACACAAGAGGCUCCAGUCAUCCUUAAAGAAAAUGGAUCGCCUGUAAAAGGCGGCGUUCUAGGUAAAGACCCUAUAGUGUCCCCACUGACUAUCACUGGAGAAAGUGUCACCACUGCAACCACAACUCAAGUUACCAAGACGGUCAAAGGAGGAUACUCAGAGACCAGAAUUGAGAAAAGGAUCAUCAUCACAGGAGAUGAUGAUGUAGAUCAACACCAGGCCCUUGCUAUGGCGAUCCAAGAGGCCAAGCAGCAGCAUCCUGACAUGCUGGUGACAAAAGCAGUGGUAAUUAGAGAGACUGAGUCUCCCACUGAGGAGAUAAAACAGAAGUCCUGAUUGACUGUGGUGGCUCCUGAAGCGGAGGACAUGAGAGGAUCUUCUCCCUGUGCAGCAUGCCACCAAUUUGCUAAGAGGACUAUCCACUCCUCUUGAUUACACACUGACAGAACAGACUGUGAUCCACCCUGCAGUAGAUUGCUUCCUCUGUCCUCCGAGACAAACCGACUGUGACUCUGCUCUGACUCUUACGCUGAUCCGGACUCCCGGUCCUGUCAUAUUAACCUGGAUUGGUCAGGAUGGAUCGCCUAAUGGAGCACUAUUUGGCAACACUUUCUUGGGUUAGAUGUUUUACUGCACAUCCCUCCUUGCCUCAUUCACAUUUGUUUACAAAUGACUUCCUUAUAUAUUACAAAACUGCAUCAUUCUCAUGGAGUACUUGAAAUAAAUACAUAUAUAUGUUAAGUAAAAAAGCUUGGCUAAGAGAAGGGGGUGCAACGCUGGUGAUCCACCAUAUCGUCGCCUUUCGGUCAUGACAAACUUUUUACAUUUGUAUGUAAGGAACAUUCAACUUCUCUCCAGUAUUUGCUUGAUACAUAAAUCAGUAUACUAUCAGAUUAAUAUAAUCUGCAUGAUUCAAAUAAAAGCAUCAGGGGGAAUUAUUUAAAAAAACAACACACGGAGGGUCUCAUGUGAAAAAUACAUUUUUGUUGGGAAAUUAAUUAGCCCUUUAUGCAGGACUUACAAGCAACUUCCAAAAAAAACAUCGGACCAGCAGGUGGUGGACUUUUUCAGAAUUUCCUGGACUCUGCUAUCAAAUUGAGACAUUCUGCUUUCUUCAAACGAUGGAGAUCAUAAGUCGUACUCAAUUUUUGUCAUCGAUUUUACGUAGUUUUUUUAAUGCUCUGUUUCUGGGGCAGGGGCCAAUUUAAUUAUUAAUGUUGAAUAUGUUUUUGAAAUGUUUAUGCGUGAAGUUUUUUUUUAUUCUCCUUGCCUAAAUGCCUAAUUAUACUUUUAUUUGGCUGACAUGAUCCAAUAAUGUAUACAUGUUAUACUUGUGAUCUUUCAUUCUUUGGGUGUGAACAUGCUUAUAUGCCACUCUUGUAUAUCCUGUUACUUUGCUAUAGGUGCUGUGUGUGGUGGCAAAAUAUACAUUUUUGUUUUGCAAUUAACUGAAUCCAAUUGCAGCAAAGAAAAAAAGCUGUUCUGCUCAUUUGUGUUCCAUCAAAUCUGUCAAUAAUACAUUCUGGCAUCAGUUCUGCAUUUAUGUACCAAAACACUGCUGUUAUAUUCUAAAAAAGUAUUGUGACAUUUUGGAGCCGCUGUUAUUGUUACAUCAAUAGGAGUAGCACCUUAUUGCUUUUGUAACCUUGACACGCUUGCUGCACAAAAGUCAGCUAUGUGAACCACUACACUACCAACGACCAAAGCUGAACUCAUUUAUCACUUGGGAUGGGCGAUAUGACCUAAAAUCUAUACCGCAAUAUAUAUUGCAUAUUCCUGCGAUAAGGAUAUAUAUCACAACACAUUAUUUGGCAAAUAAAUGACAGUAGAACCAGUUCAAAACAGGUUAUAAAGGCUGCUAUUUUAGCUGCUGAUGUAUACUUGUAUUCUUUUAUCAAAACGAUUAUUAAUCUACCUGCUAAUUUACUGUUAAUAGCUGGUUACUUUGUGUUGUAACAUCACUGACUAAAUACUUUUUUGAUCACAAUUAUUAAAAACCAAACUGAAAGGCGGUGUAACAUUUUAUUUUUUUAGAAAAUAAAUAGAGCAAAAUAACUAAACAUAAGCAAAAAUUGGCUGGUUUUUUUUAAAACUAUACUCAGAUUUAAAGUCGAGGACUUAUUUCCUGAAUUAUCAGGAAAAAGUAUCAAUGUAGUUACAGUAGUAUUGACUUUAUACUAUAUUUGGUAUGGUUACUGUCCAUAUUUGUAUCAAUCUGCCUACCCCUGUUAAUAUACAAAAGUUUUAGCUUAGCAUGGCUUCUUGUAUCCUCCUACGGCGUGUAGUGUAGAAUGUUUAGCUAUUCCUCAUCCUCCGGUGAUGAUGUUUCUUGUUAGAAACCUACUUUAUUUGCCGCCAUUGAGGCCAGGAUUAGUUACCCGCUAUCACUAGCAAGGACGUUACCUUGCGUUGAGGAUACGGUCGUUCGCUUGUCACUGUCAAUUUGCCAGACACAGCUAGAACGUGCCAUCAAUUUGGCAGACGAUAGAGCGUUUAAUACUAUAGUCAUAUCAUGAUAAUGCAUGUUGAUAUCACUUAUAUUGUGCAACCUUAUUCAUCACAAAACUAUUUUACAGAACACAAUAAGGGGGGAUGUGAGAAUGAACCAAACCAUGAAUAUUGUGGAGCCUGGAGAUAAUUCAUCUGUUGAUGUGUGAUCAUUUCUUUCGAAGUUCCACAGAACAUUCAUCAUUUUGACAUUUGAUCGUGCAGUGAUUCACAUAUCUGACUUUUGAACUUGACAUGUGUUUCAUUCCUCAUUCACAACUGCCCUGUGAUUGACAUGUGAUCAGUUAAAUUUUGUUAAAAUCCUAUAGCCUCCAGCCCCUGUCAGUAUAAUAGCAGAAAAUGGUUGUACACUAUCUGGCAUCUGUCUAACAAUGAUUGACAUCAGCCUGUUUUCUUCCAAUUCCUUUUUUUGAAGUAUUAUUUAUUGCAAUGGUGUUGAUUGUGCUUUCUCUUCAACUUUAGACCAUGCUGAAGAGUGGUAGUGUGAAAUUCUUGGGAUGACCUUCGAUAGUAUACUAAUAUGCAUCGCUAUCAUCCACAUGAAUCCGUCCGAUAGAGCCUGAGCCGCGUCGCCGUCUGUGUUAAUCUCGUGCUUCUGGGUAAGCGAAGAAUGGAGUACGCUCCUUGUCAGAUUUGCAAUAAGCAGGCAUUUAUACUUAUCAGCUGUGCUCUAUAAAAGGAAGAAAACUGUGAACUGUCAUUGAAACGUAAUAAAAAAAAAGCUACAGCACGUAGUCAGUGACAGUCCGAGCUGAACCAGCAGCUUUUGACAUUCCCAUUGUCCGGUUCCUAUAUAUACUGUCCCUGGACUGUCAAGCGAGUAUGCUAUGUCACGACGCAUGCAGCACUUACACUCUAGACCACGGGCUAUUCAACUGGCCAAAUCCGGCACGGAUAUGAUAGCACCGAGUUCAGAUCGAAACUUGGGGGACAAACAUUUUUGCAGCAAAUUUCUAAAAACACUAUAAAGCUCCUGCUGUACAGAGAAACUUGGACUGUGAACACAUUGGCAGAUCCUUGCUUUGAGUAUUUAACUGAGGCAUUCCUCAAGGCACCCCUUUAAAGAGGAACUGCACUUUUUGGGGAAUUUUGCUUCCAAUCCUUAUGUAAGACACUUUUAAAAAAAAAAAAAGCAUU